AUGGCUGGCUCAGGUACAGCUAAACCAGGCCUUUAUCCUGCAGAGUCACCCAACACCGAGGAGACCUGGGAGUUGUCAGCAGACAACAGCUGCUCAGGCUGGUGCCCCAGACGAGGCCCUUCCCCAGGAGCAGGUGCUGGCACCCUGAGCAGAGCGGAGCACCAGCUUCCUGAGGAGGGUCCUGGAAACCUGGAGCUGCAGAGGACUUCCCCAGGGAGACCGGAGGAGAGGAGCUCCCUGACACCUGAGCCGGGCCAAGUGCAGAGCGGGCAGGGCAGGCCUCCAAAGCAGGAGGAGAGCUGGGAGCUCCGGGAGGUGUUUGAGGACGUGGCCGUGUAUUUCUCACGGAAGGAGUGGGAGCUGCUGGAAGAUGAUGACAAGGUGCUUUACCAGGACCAGAUGCUGAAGAAUUACCAAGCCCUCGUUUCCCAGGGAUAUGGAGGUCUCACACCUGACUUAAUCUGCCGCAUCCAGCGAGGAGAGGUGGAGCUGUGGGUCUGUGAUGAUGAGGAUGGUGGGGAAACCUCAAGGUUGGAGGACCUGCUGCCAGGAGGUGCCUGGUUGCUGCACAGAGCUGAGAAGCAGCCUCCUGUGGAAGGACCUGCAGACCUGGAGCCAGCAUGGACUUCCCCAGGGAGUUUGGGCGAGAUGGACACCCCGAGACCAGAUAAGGACCAAUGGCACAAGAGUCAGGGGAGGCCCCAAAAGGAAAGGGAGAAUGAAGCAGUGAACCAGGUACCAUCUGCAGUUGGGUGUGAGAGUGGAGAAGGGGCAGAGCCCGGACAGAGCCCUGGGUGCAGAGAAGAAGUGGAGCUGGGAGAGCUGAAGAGCCCCUGGAAAGAGGCACUGCAUCCGGAUGAAAGCAGUGGGGAGGGUGUCAGGGGGAAGCAGGAGCUCACGGGCAGGCACAGGGGCAGAGCCCACCCCUGCCCUGAGGUCAGAAAAAGCUUUAACAGCCCCUCACUCCUGGCUCUACACAAGAUGAGACAUACUGGCAAGAAGCCCCAUGUAUGUGCCAAGUGCGGGAAGAGCUUCACCUGGUCCUCCCACCUGAUCCAGCACCAGUUCAUGCACACAGGGGAGAAGCCACAUAGGUGCUCAAAAUGUGGGAAGAGAUUCACCCGCUCCUCUGACCUGGCUCAGCACCAGCGCACCCACGUGGAAGGGAAGGCAUAUCAGUGCUUGGAGUGUGGGAAGAGAUUCCCUCAAUCCUCCCAUCCGGCCAAACACCAGCUUUUCCACACAGGGGAGAAGCCGUAUCAGUGCUCAGAGUGUGGGAAGAGCUUCAUCUCCUCCUCCAAACUGGCCCAUCAGCAGCACAUCCACACAGGAGUGAGGUCACAUCGGUGCCUAGAGUGUGGAAAGAGCUUCACCUGCUUCUCCACACUGCUCCGGCACCAGGUCAUCCACACAGGGGAGAAGCCACAUCGGUGUUCAGUGUGUGGGAAGGGCUUCCUUUCCUCCUCUGACCUGGCUCGACACCAAUGCAUCCACACAGGGGAGAAGCCACAUCGGUGCUCAGAGUGUGGGAAGAGAUUCACCCGCUCCUCUGACCUGGCUCGGCACCAGCGCACCCACGUGGAAGGGAAGGCAUAUCAGUGCUUGGAGUGUGGGAAGAGAUUUCCUCAAUCUUCCCAUCUAGGCAAACCCCAGCUUUUCUGCACAGGGGAGAAGGCAUAUCGGUGCUCAGAAUAUGCAAAGAGCUUCAUUUGUUCCUCUGACCUGGCUCAACACCAAUGCAUCCACUCAGGGGAGAAGCCGCAUCAGUGCUCAGAGUGUGGGAAGAGUUUCACCCGCUCCCUGAACCUGAUCCGGCACCAGGUGAUCCACACAGGGGAGAAGCCACAUUGGUGCUCUGUGUGUGGAAAGAGCUUCACCCAGUCCUCCCACCUGAUCCGGCACCAGUUAAUCCACAAAUGGGAGAAGCCAGGGUGGUGUUUCGAGUGUGGGGAGAGCUUCCUUUCCUCCUCUGACCUGGCCCAACACAAGUGCAUCCACACAGGGGAGAAGCCACAUCGGUGCUCAGAGUGUGGAAAGAGCUUCACCCGCUCCUCCAACCUGGUCCAGCACCAGAUGAUCCACACAGGGGAGAAGCCACAUCGGUGCUUAGAGUGUGGGAAGAGCUUCACCCGCUCCUCCCACCUGACCCAGCAUUGGUUCAUCCACACCCGGAAGCAUCCAUAGUUUUGGGGGCAAUGCAGGAAAGUGUUUGGGUAUGCCCACCUGCUCAGUGCCACCAGUGGCUGCCUUGAGGCAAGCAGCCUCGUGCUGGUGGACUGCAGCAAGAGUUCACCCAGCCUUGGCCCUUCUAUGGACCUGCAGACCCCACAGGAGCCAGAGGCUGGCCCCGAGGUUUGGUGAUGGAAGGGGCUAAGAGGAAAUACCUGAGGCAGAGGCCAGUCUAGACGCUGGAAGAACCGGUGGCCGACCUCUGCAUCAGCCUUGGAGCCUGUGUCUGUGCCAUCAUUCUCUAAAAGUGAUCUAUGCUUCAAGGGGGAGAAGAAAAGGCUCCAAAAUCGGGUGCCUCUCCAAGACAACUGGCUCCAAAAGACACCCAGGGACUGUCCUUGGCCAGCUCCCACCUCCCUCCUCCAUCCUGGCCCCCUGGAUUCUGGUGUGUCAGGCACCAGAGUUGCAGGAAGGAGGACAUUUAUGGCUGGAGAAGCAUUUCCAGUCCUCUGCCCUAACCUCACCUCUCUUCCCCACUACAUGACACCUCCCUAGACCUGCACAUGCCCAUCGUGGUCUGCAAGGAGCUCAGCUGCCACCCCCUGAGUCCAACGUGGCAGGUUUUGCUUCUCAGCCACUCUUCAGUGGGUUUUUUUAGCCCUUGGGUGCUGGAGGUGCCAUGUCCUGCUGUGAACUCUGCAGGAUCAUAUCUUGCUGACAAAUCUGCUUAGUUUUUAUACUGUUUCUUCAAGGCAUUUUGCUUGAUGGUUGGCCUAUUUCAGUCUGAACAAAACAGGGAGGAAAAGGUUGAUUAUCAUAUCACAACUCUUAAUUGCCGGGCUCCUGCUCUUGAUUGUCUAGAUUUAAAGACUGUGUGUCUGUAGCCCCUGUAAUAAUGGGUCAAUCACAGAUGAUGGGCUUUGAGUGUCCGACAGGAUACUUAGAGGUGUCACCACUAAACCUGUUUUGGGGUGCGUGUAUAUCAAUGGGGAGCUUGUACUGGUGGUGGUCUAUUUACCAAACUGCAGACAUACAGUGAAUGGCUUGGACAUGUCUAACACCUUAGAGUGACAUUGGAUUCCUGGUUUGAGCAAUGUGAGACUGUCGGGGACAGAACAUCCUCCCUGUAUUCAGUGUACCUUUUACAGGUUUCUUUUGAGAUGCA
This is a messenger RNA of Alligator mississippiensis (American alligator), 3334 nucleotides long. Its product is annotated as zinc finger protein 345-like. The record is from RefSeq and is a predicted model, not a curated record. Gene Ontology annotation, biological process: regulation of DNA-templated transcription. Lineage: Eukaryota; Metazoa; Chordata; Crocodylia; Alligatoridae. The transcript is spliced from 5 exons. The coding region runs from base 1 to 2184 and encodes 727 amino acids.